UUUCCCACUGCUAUAAGAUUUCCUCAUUUCACAACUCUUGAGAAAAACAACAGUCUGGCCAGGACUCGGAGCUGUGAGGAGCCUUUUCGUGCUGCUGCACCAAAACAGUAUUUUUCAACACUUUGCAUCGAGUGCUAUGGAGGCCAGAGGGGUUCGCCUGAUGUUCUGCCUCCUGCUGCUGGCACACUGCACGCUCCAGCAGAGCAGCUCCAAGAAAAGAAAUGGCAAGAAAGACUCUGCAAACAGCGCAGCAAUCGAGGAGCUGAAGAAACAGAUCAACGACAUUGUUCAGGAGCUGAAUUUGUUGAAAGAGCACCAGGCUUUGCAAACAGUUUGUCUGAGAGGCACAAAGAUCCUCGGCAAGUGUUUCCUGGCCGACCCGGUGAAGAAGACUUUCCACGCAGCCAGCGACGACUGCAUUGCCAAAGGAGGCAGCCUGGGCACACCUCUGACGGGGGACGAGAACGACCAGCUGUACAGCUACGUCCGCCAGAGCAUCGGCCCCGAGGCGCACAUCUGGCUGGGCGUCAACGACAUGGUGACCGACGGCCAGUGGGUCGACCAAUCCGGGUCCGGCGUGCGCUUCAAGAACUGGGAGACCGAGGUCACCCUGCAGCCGGACGGGGGGCGCGGGCAGAACUGUGCCAUCCUCUCCACCACGGCCAACGGCAAGUGGUUCGAUGAGAGCUGCAGAGCCGAGAAGGCCUCGGUGUGUGAGUUCAACAUCGUCUGAGAGCAGAUUUCUGACAUCGACACGACUCGUACGAACAAUUAGAGCAGCGUGCAGUUAAGAAAUGAAGAGCAUGUGACUGAUAUAUGAGCUAUGAAAAAUAAUGUGCUGCAUUUUCUCCUGGGCUCACGUUUUCUUGACCAAGCCAUUCAGAUCCUAUUCCACUUCACACAGUGGUCUGGGAUUCACCGUGUCAUUGUAUAAGCUAAACUCACUGGCACAUGACAUUCUACAUGCUUUCAGCAAAACACACGGUCUCAAAUACUUAGAACAUAUCAGAUAUUCAUCAAGGUAAACACCACGGGAUGGCUUCACUUUGUUAUGUAUAUUUUCUAAAGCGUUAUUCCGUGUAUACAAAUUCCUUCUCUUUUCUUUUUUCAUUUCUGAAAGUUAUAAAAUAUAAAACAUAAUGUAAUGUCAAUAAACACGUCUCUCCUCAGUGGCAACCCUCAUAUUCUAAAA
Messenger RNA from Scophthalmus maximus (turbot), 1192 nucleotides. It is a transcript of the gene clec3ba, whose product is annotated as C-type lectin domain family 3, member Ba. The record is from RefSeq and is a predicted model, not a curated record. Bases 137 to 733 code for a protein of 198 amino acids. The transcript is spliced from 3 exons. NCBI's taxonomy places the organism in Eukaryota, Metazoa, Chordata, Actinopteri, Pleuronectiformes, Scophthalmidae.